AUGCUGCUCCCCGCCCUUUUUGGGAUGCUAUGGGCAUUGGCUGAUGGGCGGUGGUGUGAACGGAUAGAGACCGUCCACGUGGAAGAGGAAGUAGCCCCUCGUCAGGAGGAUGUGGUGCCCUGUACCAGCCUCUACUAUUACAGCCGCCUCGGCUGGAGGCUGGACCUGCCUUGGAGUAGUGGAUCGGGGCUCACCAGGCCCCCGGCGGCUGGGCUCUGUACCAUCUACAAGCCCCCCGAAACCCGGCCUGUCACACGGAACAGUACAGUGAGGGUUUGCUGCCCAGGCUGGGGAGGCACCCACUGCACUGAGGCCAUUGCUGAAGCCAGGAAUGACAGCCACUGCUUUGCCACACGGCAGUGCCAGCCUCUGGCAGACUCCAGGAACGCUUCGGCGGGAAGCCUGGGGGAGUGCUGCGCCCAUUCCUGGGGUCGCAGCUGGUGGGACGGGGGUUCCCAGGCCUGCCUCCGCUGUUCCAGCCCGCGCCUUCCAGGCAACAGCUCCGCCGCAGCCCUCCUGCAGCCCCUUGCCGGGGCUGUGGGCCAGCUCCGGAGCCAGCACCAGCAUCCCUCGGCCACCUGUGCCACCUGGUCCGGUUUCCACUACCGCACUUUUGAUGGGCGUCAUUACCACUUCCUGGGCCGCUGCACCUACCUGCUGGCGGGCGCUGUGGAUUCCUCCUGGACGGUGCACCUCAGGCCUGGGAGCCACUGCCCCCAGCCUGAGUCCUGUCAGCUGGUCCAGGUGAUGAUGGGUUCAGAUGAGGUGCUGGUCCAGGCUGGAAACGUCUCUGUGAACGGGCAGCUCGUACCCAGUGGGGAACCGCGGCUGCUCCAUGGGCUCAGCCUGCAGUGGCAGGGAGACUGGCUGGUGCUGUCCGGAGGCCUGGGGGUUGUUGUGCGGCUGGACAGGACCAGUUCCAUCUCCAUCUCUGUGGACUCUGAACUCUGGGGACAAACGCAGGGCCUCUGUGGGCUCUACAAUGGCCAGCCUGAGGAUGACUUUUGGGAGCCUAGUGGGGGCCUGGCCAUGCUAGCUGCCACUUUUGGGAAUUCCUGGAGGGUUCCUGGCUCUGAGCCUGAGUGUCCGGAUGCAGUGGAGGUGGCCCAGGGAUGUGCGGGCCCUCUGGGGGGCACAGAGGCAGGCAUGGAAGUUGGCCAACUGCAGGCGGAAGCCCAGGAUGUGUGCCACCAACUGCUGGAGCCUCCAUUCCAGCAAUGCCAUGCACAGGUUUCCCCGGAUGAGUACCACGAGGCCUGCCUCUUCUCCUACUGUGCCAGAGCCACAGCGGGCGGUGACCGAGAGAGCCGGCGCUCGGCUGUGUGCGACACCUUUGCCAGCUAUGCCCAGGCCUGUGCCAGACAGCGUAUCUACCUGCACUGGAGGACGCCUGGCUUCUGCGAACGCCUGUGCCCAGGAGGCCAGCUCUACUCGGACUGCGUCUCACCCUGCCCACCCAGCUGCUCUGCCGUGGGCCCAGGCGAGGACGGGUCCUGCGGGGAAGAAUGUGUGAGUGGCUGUGUGUGCCCGCCUGGCCUCUUCUGGGAUGGUGCCCUCUGUGUGCCCGCUGCCCGCUGCCCUUGCUACCACCGGCGCCAGCGCUACGCCCCCGGGGACGUCGUACACCAGCUCUGCAACCCAUGUGUCUGCCAGGAGGGCCGCUGGCACUGUACCCAGGCUCUGUGCCCUGCCGAGUGUGCCGUAGGUGGUGAUGGACAUUACUUCACCUUCGAUGGGAGGAGCUUCUCCUUCCGCGGUGGCCCAGGCUGCCGCUACAGCCUAGUGCAGGACUCUGUGCAAGGCCAGCUGCGGGUCGUACUGGAGCACGGGGCCUGUGACUCUGGGAGCUGCCUCCACGCCCUCUCUGUCUCCCUGGGUGACACUCACAUCCAGCUCAGGGACUCAGGUGCCGUGCUGGUGGAUGGGCAAGAUGUCCACUUGCCCUGGUCUGGUGCUGGGGGAGUCCAGGCCUCCCACGCCUCCUCCGCCUUCCUGCAGCUACGCUGGCCUGGAGCUCGGGUCCUCUGGGGAGUAGCCAGCCCUGCUGUCUACAUCACCCUCCAUCCCCGCCACGCCCACCGGGUGCUGGGGCUGUGUGGCACCUUCACCUGGACCCAGCAAGAUGACUUCCUGACGCCCGCUGGGGACAUGGAGACCAGCAUCCCCGCCUUUGCUAGCAAGUUCCAAGUGUCUGGUGAUGGAAGCUGCCCCUCCGUGGACAGUACCCUGCUCGCUCCUUACAACAGCCACCUGCAGCACCUCCCAAAAGCGGAGGCGGCCUGUGCCAUCCUACACAGCCCAACCUUCCAGGAGUGCCACGGGCUGGUAGACAGGGAGCCGUUCCGGCUGCGCUGCCUGGCGGCUGUGUGGGGCUGCGCCCCUGGCCGGGAAUGCCUGUGCACCGUGCUGUCCGCCUACGCGCACCGCUGUGCCCAAGAGGGGGCCCGGCUGCGUUGGAGGAACCAGACUCUGUGCCCUGUCGUGUGUCCUGGUGGCCAGGAGUAUCGGGAGUGUGGCCCCACGUGCGGUCACCACUGCGGGGAGCCAGAGGAUUGUGAGGAGCUGGGUGGCUGUGUGGCAGGCUGUAACUGCCCCCCGGGGCUUCUGUGGGACCCUGAGGGCCAGUGUGUGCCCCCCAACUUAUGCUCCUGCCAGCUUGGAGCCCGCCGCUAUGCCCCUGGCAGUGUCACCGUGAGGGACUGCAACCACUGCAUCUGUCAGGAAAGAGGCCUCUGGAAUUGCACAGCUCACCACUGCCCCCCACUGCAGACAGUCUUCUGUCCCCAGGAGCUCAUCUAUGCUCCCGGUGCCUGCCUCCUUACCUGCGACAGCCCCAGUGCCAACCAGAGCUGCCCAGCUGGCAGCACGGACGGCUGUGUCUGCCCCCCGGGCACUGUGCUACUGGCUGAGCGCUGUGUGCCUCCGGAGCUCUGUCCCUGCCGGCACAGUGGGCAGUGGUACCCGCCUAAUGCCACCAUCCAGGAGGACUGCAACACUUGCGUGUGCCAGGGUCGGCAGUGGCAUUGCACAGGUCAUCGGUGCAGCGGACGGUGCCAGGCCUCGGGUGCCCCCCACUAUGUGACGUUUGAUGGGUUGGCCUUCACCUUCCCGGGGGCCUGUGAGUACCUGCUGGUGCGAGAGGUCAGCGGCCACUUCAGCGUCUCCGCCCAGAACCUGCCCUGCGGGACCAGUGGCCUCACCUGUACCAAGUCCCUGGUUGUCCGUGUGGAGAACACUGCCGUGCACCUGCUCAGAGGCAGGGCAGUGAUGGUGAAUGGGGUGAGCGUCCGACUCCCCAAGGUCUACACAGGCCCAGGGCUGAGCUUGCGCCACGCCGGCCUCUUCCUGCUGCUGACCACGCGCCUGGGCCUCACCCUGCUCUGGGAUGGAGGCACCCGGGUACUGAUACAGCUGAGCCCCCGCUUCCGUGGCCGCGUGGCCGGGCUGUGUGGAGACUUCGACGGCGAUGCCAGUAACGACCUGCGGAGCCGCCAGGGAGCCCUGGAGCCCAUGGCGGAGCUGGCUGCCCAUUCCUGGCACCUCAACCCCCUCUGCCCAGAGCCAGGAGACCUACCGCACCCCUGCACCGUGAACGGCCAGCGAGCGCCCUGGGCCCGGGCCCGCUGUGGAGCGAUACUGCACCCACUCUUUGCCCCUUGUCACGCCGAGGUGUCCCCGCAGCAGUACUAUGAGUGGUGUGUGUACGAUGCCUGCAGCUGUGAUUCUGGCGGUGACUGUGAGUGCCUGUGCUCGGCCAUCGCCACCUAUGCUGACGAGUGUGCCCGGCGUGGACGCCAUGUGCACUGGCGCAGCCAGGAGCUCUGCCCCCUGCAGUGUGAAGGGGGACAGGUGUACGAAGCCUGUGGUCCCACGUGUCCCCCCACCUGCCACCACCUCCAUCCAGAGCCUGGAUGGCACUGCCAAGCUGUGGCCUGUGUGGAGGGCUGCUUCUGUCCCGAGGGGACGCUGCUGCACGGAGGCGCCUGCAUGGAGCCGGCCGCCUGUCCCUGCGCGUGGGGGGACAGCUUCUUCCCGCCGGGCGCUGUGCUGCACAAGGACUGCGGGAAUUGCACGUGUCGGGAGAGUCAGUGGCACUGUGAGGAAGACGGUGCCGCCUGUGAAGAGCCGAUGCCCAGCUGCGCCGAGGGAGAGGCGCCGUGCCAGGAGAGUGGCCACUGUGUGCCCCGCGAGUGGCUUUGUGACAACCAGGAUGACUGUGGCGAUGGCUCCGAUGAGGAGGGCUGCGCCACGCCAGGCUGUGGGGAAGGACAGAUAUCCUGCCACUCCGGCCACUGCCUGCCCCUGGCCCUGCUCUGCGAUGGACAGGAUGACUGUGGAGAUGGCACCGAUGAGCAAGGCUGCCCGUGCCCCUCCGGCUCCCCGGCCUGUGCUGACGGGCGCUGCCUGCCCCUGGCCCUGCUGUGCGACGGUCGUGCGGAUUGUCCAGACGCUGCGGAUGAGGAGUCCUGUCUGGGCCGGGUAAACUGCGCCCCGGGGCAGGUGUCCUGCAUUGAUGGAGGUUGCAUAGACGCCCUCCGGUUGUGUGAUGGCGUCUGGGACUGCCCGGAUGGAGCGGAUGAGGGGCCUGGGCACUGCCUCCUGCCCUCUCUGCCCACGCCUCCUGCAGACACCGUGCCCGGCCCCUCCACUUCAAGUCCCUGGGGCAGCGCCAGUCCUGCGCCCCCCUGCGGCCCCUUGGAGUUCCGGUGUGGCAGCGGCGAAUGUGCCCCACGGGGCUGGCAGUGUGACCAGGAGGAGGACUGCGAGGACGGCAGCGACGAGCUGGGCUGCCGGGGGCCCUGUGCUCCGCCCCACGUGCCCUGUGCCCACGGCCCCCACUGCGUGUCCCCGGAGCAGCUGUGCGACGGCCUGGCACAGUGCCCCGACGGCUGGGACGAGCACCCAGACACCUGCGACAGUCUGUCAGCCCCACAAGGCCCCAACGAGACCGGGACCCCGUGCCCAGAAUAUGCAUGCCCGAAUGGCACCUGCGUUGGUUUCCAGCUGGUGUGUGACGGGCGUGCGGACUGUGAGUUGGCGGGUGAAGCAGAGCGCUCCCCAGAAGAACAGGGCUGUGGAGCCUGGGGUUCCUGGAGCCCGUGGGAACCGUGCAGCCACACCUGUGGGCCUGGGGUGCAGAGCCGGAGCCGCCAGUGCUCCCCAGUCCACCUCCCAGCCCUGCAGCUCUGCCUGGGGCCCGGGCAGGAGGCUCAGGCCUGCUUCACCGAGGCCUGCCCAGUGGACGGCCGAUGGAGCUCCUGGUCUCCAUGGUCCCUGUGCUCUGAGCCGUGUGGGGGCACCAUGCUGCGGCACCGCCAGUGCCACCCGCCCCAGAACGGGGGCCGGGCCUGCGGCCUGCUGCCUGGGGACCCCCACAGCGCCCACCAGACCCAGCCCUGUCCUCAGGAGGGCUGUCCCAAUGCCACCUGCUCUGGGGGGCUGGUGUUCUGGCGCUGUGCCCCUUGCCCUUUGACCUGCGAGGACAUCUCUGGCCAGGCCACGUGCUCUCCUGACAGGCCGUGUAGCAGCCCAGGCUGCUGGUGCCCAGCAGGCCAGGUGAGGGGCAGUGAGGGGCGCUGCGUGCGGCCCCGGGACUGCCCCUGCCUGGUUGGGGGCGCCCGCUACUGGUCUGGGCAGCGGAUCAAGUGGGAUUGCCAGCUGUGCACCUGCCAGCACGGGCAGCCGAGACGCUGCAGGCCCAGCCCUGACUGUGCGGUGGACUGUGGCUGGUCCUCCUGGUCCCCCUGGGCAGAGUGCCUGGGUCCCUGCGGCAGCCAGAGUGUCCAGUGGUCCUUCCGGAGCCCCACAAACCCACGCCUCUCCGGUCGAGGCCAGCAGUGCCGUGGCAUCCACCGCAAGGCCCGCAGGUGCCAGACAGAGCCAUGCGUGGGCUGUGCGCAGCGGGGCCUUGAGCAUCGCGUGGGGGAGCGCUGGCGUGAGGGCCCGUGCCGCGUGUGCCAGUGCAUGCACAAUGGCACCACAAGCUGCUCCCCCUACUGCCCCCUAGGCAGCUGCCCUCAGGGAUGGGGCCUGGUGGAGGGAGCGGGAGAAUCAUGCUGCUACUGUGCCCCGCCCGAAGAGAGCCAGGCUGAGCCCCUGGUGGCCCCUCCUGCGCCUGCUCCAGCCCCCAGCUCGCAGAUCGGAGCUCCUCUGGUUACCUAUGUCCUGCCUCCACCGGGAGAUCCCUGCUAUUCUCCCCUGGGCCUGGCCCAGCUGCCCAAGGGGAGCCCAGCGCAGGAGCCCCUCACCUCGGCUGCGCCCCCAGGAGCUCCCACUGAGGGGUCUGGCCUUGGAGACCAUGCUGAGUGGCACACCCGGCCGCCCUACCUGCAGCUGCACCUUCUGAGGCCCCGGAACCUGACUGGCAUCAUCGUGCAGGGGGCUCGUUCCUCCCCCACGAACGCCGCCAGCUUCUCGCUCCAGUUCAGCAGUGAUGGUCGACACUGGCACAACUACCAUGACAUCCUGCCCGGCACCUUGCCCUCACCCCAGGCUUUCCCUGAGAACUGGGCCAAUGUGGACCUGGAGGCAUGGAUGUUUGGCCAGGUAGUGCAGGCGAAGUACGUCAGGAUGUGGCCACAGGAUGCCUGGCAGGGUGCUGUCCAGCCCCGCCCCUUCCUGUGGGCGGAGCUACUGGGCUGUGAGCCAGUCUCUCCCCCAGCGCCUCUGUGCCCAGAAGCUGGGCACCUCUGCGCCGGCGGUGAGUGUGUCCUGACGGGCAGCCGGUGUGACGGGGUUGUGGACUGCGAGGACGGCUCUGAUGAGCAGGGCUGCGGGCCCUGGCCUGCCCACACUGGCAGUGUCCCUUCCACAGCCGUGACUCCAGCUCCCCCCUCCUCCCCUCCCGGACAGCUUUCCCCUCAACCCAGGGAGCCAACAGCCGUCACCCCCACCUACCCUCCUGGGACCGAGAACCUGCAACCAGGAGCGGCGGCCUUGCUGUCCCCACACCCCGUAGGAACCACUGCUGGUCACAGCAUCCCCCCGAGGCCCUUCCCGCCCAUGCCGCGCCCCGGCCAGACGCCGUGUGAGGUGCUGGGCUGUGUGCGGCAGGGCCGGCUGUGCGAUGGGAGGGAGGACUGUCUCGAUGGCUCUGAUGAGGGGCACUGUGCGAGUGCUGUGCCCUUCACCGUGCCUGCCACAGCCGUGCCUGGGCUGCCCUCCUCGAGAAACCUCUGCUCGUCCAGCCAGCUGAGCUGUGCCAGUGGGGAAUGCCUGCCCGCCCAGCGGCGCUGCGACCUGCACCGCGACUGCCAGGACGGCUCCGAUGAGGAGGGCUGUGCCGACUGCGUGCUCACACCCUGGUCUGGCUGGAGCGGCUGCAGCCGCAGCUGUGGCCUGGGACUCACCGUCCGGCGCCGGGAGCUGCUGCGGCCUCCGCUGCCCGGGGGCGGCUGCGCGGCGGAGCAGCUCCACAGCAAGCCCUGCUUCCUGCAGGCCUGCCCAGUGGCUGGGGCCUGGGCAGACUGGGGCCCCUGGGGCCCCUGCAGUGUCUCCUGUGGGGGUGGCCACCAGAGUCGUCAGAGAAGCUGCGUGGACCCCCCUCCCAAGAAUGGCGGUGACCCCUGCCCCGGGGCGUCCAGAGAAAGGGCACCCUGUGGGUUACAGCCCUGCCCUGGCGACAGAGACUGUGGGCUGGGCCGUGUGCUUGUGACAGCUGAGCUGUGCCAGAAGGGGCUAGUGCCCCCGUGCCCGCCCUCCUGCCCGGACUCCCAGGCCAACAGAAGCUGUGGUGGACAUUGUGUGGAAGGAUGCCGCUGUCCCCCGGGGCUCCUCCUGCAGGACUCACACUGCCUUCCCCUCUCGGACUGUCCCUGCCUGGUGGGUGAAGAGCUCCGCCCACCAGGACCCGCCUUCCUCCUGGACAACUGCAGCCAGUGCACUUGUGAGAAGGGUACGCUGCUGUGCCAAGCAGCGGGCUGCCCCCAGGCCUGCGGCUGGUCAGCCUGGUCGCCCUGGACUCCCUGCGACCGCUCCUGCGGCUCCGGAGUGAGGACCAGGUUCAGGUCUCCUUCCAACCCUCCCGCAGCUUUUGGGGGUGCCUCAUGUGAGGGUGACAGGCAGGAACUACAGGCCUGCCACACAGAGUGUGAGACAGAGGUGCUGGGCUGGACACCCUGGAUGCCGUGGUCUUCCUGCUCCCAGAGCUGCCUCCUCCCCGGCGGGAGCCCAGGCCGGCGGCAGCGUUUCCGGCUCUGCCCUGGCCCCGCAGACACGGCCUGCCCCGGGGAGGCCGCCCAGGAGGAGCCGUGCAGCCCUGCUCUGUGCCCAGCGCCCAGCGGCUGGGGCCUGUGGGCUUCCUGGUCCCCCUGCUCAGCUCCCUGUAAUGGCGGCAUCCAGACGCGAGGGCGGCACUGCUCUGCUUUCGUGCCUGGGAAUUCCACCUGUCCAGGACCCCACAGCCAGACACGGGACUGCAAUCCACAGCCCUGCGCAGCCCAGUGCCCAGGGGACAUGGUGUUCCGUUCAGCAGAGCAGUGCCACCAGGAGGGGGGUCCGUGUCCUCGGCUGUGCCUGGCCCAGGACCCUGGGGUGGAGUGCACGGGCUCCUGCACCCCCGGCUGCAGCUGCCCUCCGGGCCUCUUCCUGCACAAUGCUAGCUGCCUGCCCCGCAGCCAGUGCCCCUGUCAGCUGUAUGGGCGUCUCUAUGCACCGGGAGCCGUGGCCCACCUGGACUCCUGCAACAACUGCACCUGUGUCUCUGGUGAGAUGGUGUGCACCUUGGAGCUCUGUCCAGUGGCCUGUGGCUGGAGCCCCUGGACCCCAUGGAGCCCCUGCAGCCGCAGUUGCAAUGUGGGCAUCAGGCGGCGUUUCCGAGCAGGCACCGCCCCCCCCGCGGCCUUUGGGGGGGCUGAGUGCCAGGGUUCUAACAUGGAGGCUGAAUUCUGCAGCCUGCAGCCAUGUCGAGGGCCUGCAGUGACGCAGGUCCCACCCCCAGGGGAGUGGGGUCCCUGGGCCCCGUGCUCCGUGCCUUGUGGAGGAGGCUACAGGAACCGCACCCGAGGCGGGAGCCCACACAGCCCGGUGGAGUUCUCCACCUGCAGCCCGCAGCCCUGUGCAGGGCCAGUGGCCGGUGUGUGUCCCAGAGGACAGCAGUGGCUGGACUGCGCCCAGGGCCCCGCCUCCUGUGCAGAGCUCAAUUCCCUGAGAGAGGAUAACCAGACCUGCCACCCUGGCUGCUACUGCCCCCCGGGGGCGCUUCUGCUGAACAAUGUGUGUGUGCCAGCCCAGGACUGCCCCUGUGCCCACGGAGGGCGCCUCCACCCCCCUGGCAGUGCUGUGCAUCGUCCCUGUGAGACCUGCUCCUGCAGCUCUGGGCUCAUUGUCAACUGCAGCUCCCGGCCUUGUGAGGAGGGCCAGCCUGCGUGGUCACCCUGGACCCCUUGGAGUGAGUGCUCGGCUUCCUGUGGGCCCGCCCUACGCCACCGGCACCGAUUUUGUGCCAAGACCACUGGCAUGGCACCCUCUCGCCUGACUCUGCUGCCCCCAUCGGCCAUGCCCACAGCCUUCUGCCCCGGCCCGGAGGCUGAGGAAGAGCCGUGCCUCCUACCAGAGUGUGACCGAGCAGGGGGCUGGGGUGUCUGGGGACCCUGGUCCAGCUGUAGUCGGAGCUGUGGGGGUGGCCUGCGGAGCCGGAGCCGAGCCUGCCAUCAGCCACCACCCCGGGGUCUAGGGGAUUUCUGCGAGGGGCCCCAGGCCCAGGGGGAGGCCUGCCAGACCCGGCCGUGCCCAGGGACCAACUGCACAGCCAUCGAAGGAGCGGAGUACAGCCCCUGUGGGCCUCCUUGCCCUCGCUCCUGUGAGGACCUCGCGCACUGCGAGUGGCACUGCCAGCCCGGGUGCUACUGUCCCCCGGGCCAGGUGCUGAGUGCCGACGGGGCGGUCUGUGUGCCGCCGGGUCACUGUGACUGCCUGGACCUGCUCACGGGGCAGCGGCACCCUCCAGGCGCUCAGUUGGCAAAGCAAGAUGGCUGCAACCACUGCACCUGCUCGGAGGGGAAGCUGAACUGCACAGACCUGCCCUGCCCAGUGCCCGGAGGCUGGUGCCCGUGGUCAGAGUGGACGGCAUGCUCCCAGCCCUGUGUGGGCCAGACAAGGUCCCGCUCCAGGGCCUGUGUGUGCCCAGCCCCCCAGCAUGGGGGCGCCCCGUGCCCUGGAGAGGCAGGAGCCCAGCUUCAGAAGGAGGCCUGCUCCAGCCCUGAAGAAUGCCCAGUGGAAGGAGCCUGGAGCCCCUGGGGACCUUGGUCUCCCUGCGAUGUGUGCUUGGGCCAGUCCCAGAGGAGCCGGACAUGCAGUCAGCCCCCUACUUCUGACGGGGGCAGGCCCUGCCCUGGGGGUCACGAACAGAGUCGCCCUUGUCAGGAGAAUACCACACAAUGUGCAGACUGUGGGGGUGGUCAGGUUCUGCUGCCCUGUGGAUGGCCCUGCCCUCGCUCCUGCCAGGACCUGUCCUCUGGCAGCGUGUGCCAGCCACGCUCUGGAAGCUGCCAGCCCAGCUGUGGGUGCCCUACGGGUCAACUCUCCCAGGAUGGGCUCUGUGUGCCCCCAGCUCGGUGCCGCUGCCAGUACCAGCCUGGAGCCAUGGGGAUGGCUCAGAACCAGAGCCGGUCUGCAGGAUCCAGGUUCAGCUCCUGGGAGAGCCUGGAACCUGGAGAGAUGGUGCUUGGGCCCUGUGACAACUGCACCUGCGUGUCAGGCAUCCUGCAGUGCCACAAGGUGCCUGGCUGCCCAGGGGCUGGUGUGUGGAGUUCCUGGGGUCCCUGGGAAGUCUGCAGCGUUUCCUGUGGGGGAGGGGAGCAGCCCCGUUCCCGGCGCUGUGCCCGACCCCCCUGUCCUGGGCUGGCCCGCCAGAGCCGCCCCUGCCACACGCAGGUCUGCAAAGAGACGGGCUGUCCUGCUGACCGUCUGUAUCGUGAAUGCCAGCCUGGCAGAGGAUGCCCCUUCUCCUGCACCCACAUCACGGGGCAGCUGGCCUGCCUCUCUGACGCCUGUGAGGAGGGCUGCCACUGUCCCGAAGGAACCUUCCAGCAUCAUUUGGCCUGUGUUCAGGAGUGCCCCUGUGUACUGACAGCGGUGCUGCUUCACCAGCUGGGGGCUGCCAGCCCUGUCCUGGAGAUGCACCCGCCCUUCCUAGGAGAAGGGGACCAGCCUCUGGGGCCUGGAGAUGAGCUGGGCUCAGGCCAGAUGCUCCGCAUAGGCUGCAGGAACUGCUCCUGUGUGCACGGACAGCUCUCCUGUUCCAGGGACGACUGCUCCACCGCUGGGAGUGGCUUCAGCGCGUGGGGUCCGUGGGGCCCGUGCUCUCAGUCCUGUGGGGCUCUGGGUACGCGCAGCCGCCGCCGCCUUUGUCUGCACCCCACGCCCACUCCUGGUGGCCUGGCCUGCCGCGGGCCCCUCCAGGACUGGGAAUUCUGCCCCAGCCCAGACUGCCGCGGGGCCAAAAUAUCCACCGUGGAGCCAGCGAGCGACCUUCCAGGUGCCUGGGGCCCAUGGUCGCUGUGGUCCCCCUGCUCUCACAGCUGCACUGACCCUGCCCGCCCUGCCUGGCGCAGCCGCGCACGCCUCUGCCUGGCGAACUGCACCUCGGGGGACCCCUCGCAGGCGCGCCCCUGCAACCUGCCCUCGUGCACAGAGCUGCCUGGCUGUCCUGGCCCUGGCUGUGUGCCAGGGAACUGUUCCUGGACCUCGUGGGCCCCGUGGGAGGCAUGCUCGCGCAGCUGCGGAGUGGGCCAGCAGCGCCGCCUGCGAGCGUACCAUCCUCCUGGGCCCGGUGGCCACUGGUGCCCGGACAUCCUCACCGCCUACCAGGAGCACCGAUUCUGCAACCUGCGUGCUUGCCCGGUGCCUGGAGGCUGGUCACGCUGGAGUCCCUGGUCCUCGUGCGACCGCAGCUGUGGAGGAGGCCAGUCUUUGAGGAGUCGAAGCUGUUCCAGUCCUCCGCCCAAGAAUGGGGGUGCUCCCUGUGUUGGGGGGAGACACCAGGUCCGGCUCUGUAAUCCUAUGGCCUGUGAGGAGGGCUGCCCAGCAGGUAUGGAGCUGGUCACCUGUGCCAACCGCUGCCCGCGCCGCUGCUCAGACCUGCAGGAUGGAGUUGUGUGUCAUGACGGCCAGCCCUGCCAGCCAGGAUGCCGCUGCUCUGAAGGGCUCCUGGAACAGGAUGGGGGCUGUGUGCCUAUUAGGCACUGUGAGUGCACAGAUGCCCAGGGGCACAGCUGGGCCCCAGGGAGCCAGCACCAGGACGGCUGCAACAACUGCUCCUGCCGGGCCGGACAGCUCUCCUGCACCGCCCAGCUCUGCCCACCGCCCGCCCACUGCGCCUGGAGUCGCUGGUCCACCUGGAGUCCUUGUAGCCACUCAUGCGGACCUGCAGGGCGGCAGAGCCGAUUCAGCUCCUCCACGUCAGGAUCAUGGGCCCUGGAGUGUCAGGACGAACAGUCACAGAGCCAGCCCUGUCCCCAGCCCCCGUGCCCACCCCUGUGUCUGCAUGAUGCCCAACCCCGCGUCCUGGGAGACAGCUGGCUGCAAGGAGAGUGUCAGCGGUGCUCCUGCACCCCUGAGGGCGUGAUCUGUGAAGACACCCAGUGUGCAGUGCCUGGGGGCUGGACACUGUGGUCCCCCUGGUCUGACUGUCCUGUCUCCUGUGGAGGUGGAAACCAAGUCCGCACCCGCGCCUGCGUGGUAACAGCCCCUCACCACGGGGACUCUCCGUGCCAGGGUCCAGACACCCAGACCCAGCGCUGUGGGCAGCAGCUGUGUCUGCGGCUGCUGGAGGCCUGCUCCUGGGGCCCAUGGGGACCCUGUUCCCGCACCUGUGGCCCGGGCCUGGCCUCCCGCUCUGGGUCCUGCCCUUGCCUGCUGACAGAGGCUGACCCCGGGUGCAACGGCACCUUCCUGCACCUGGACACCCAGGCCUGCUACCCAGGGCCCUGCCGGGAGGACUGUGUGUGGAGCCGCUGGAGCAGCUGGACCCGCUGCUCGUGCCAGGUGUUGGUGCAGCAGCGCUACCGCCACCAGAGACCCGUGCCCAGCCGGGCUGGCCAGGGCGCCCCUUGCACACGUCUCGAUGGCCAUUUCCGGCCCUGCUCCAUCAGCAACUGCUCGGAAGAUGGCUGCACCCCUCCUUUUGAGUUCCAGGCCUGCGGCUCCCCCUGUGCCGGGCUCUGUACCACACACCUGCGUGGCCAACUCUGCCAGGACCUGCCACCCUGCCAGCCUGGUUGCUACUGUCCCAAGGGGCUGCUGGAGCAGGCCGGGGGCUGUAUUCUCCCAGAACAGUGUAACUGUUGGCACACCUCAGAAGAGGGGACUGGGGUGACUCUAGCCCCUGGAGAACGACUCCAGCUGGGCUGUAAGGAAUGCGAAUGCCGGCGUGGGGAGCUGCAGUGUACCAGCCGGGGCUGUGAAGGUCUUCUGCCUCUGAGUGGCUGGUCCGAGUGGUCGCCCUGUGGGCCUUGCCUACCCCGAAGUGCCCUGGCCUCAGUCUCCAGGAUCACUCUGGGGGAUCACUGGCCUCCGAACACAGCAGACUCCUCUUUAGCCUCCACCCCUCUGCUGGCUUCGGAGCAGCACCGACACCGCCUCUGCCUGGACCCUGAAACAGGGUUGCCCUGGGCCGGGGACCCGCACCUAUGCACUGCACCCCUCAGCCAGCACCGCGUCUGCUCUGACCCGGAUGCCUGCCACGACUUAUGCCAGUGGAAUCCCUGGGGGCCCUGGAGCUCCUGCCAGGUGCCCUGCAAUGGAGGGUUCCGGCUGCGCUGGAGAGAGGCAGGGGUGCCCCCUGGGGGAGGCUGCCGAGGGCCAUGGGGUCAGACAGAGAGCUGCAAUAUGGAGUCCUGCCCAGGGCAGACCUGUGAGACUCGGGGUUCGGUGUCCACCCUUGACUGUGCCAACAAGUGCCCUCGCAGCUGCAUCGACCUCUGGGACCGGGUGCAGUGUCUACAAGGACCGUGCAGCCCAGGCUGCCGAUGUCCCCCUGGGCAGCUGGUGCAGGAUGGACAUUGUGUGCCCAUCUCCUCUUGCCGCUGUGGUCUCCCCAGCACCAAUGCAUCAUCGGAGCUGGCUCCCGCCCAGGUGGUCCAGCUAGACUGCCAGAACUGCACCUGCAUCAACGGGUCCUUGCUGUGCACACACCAAGAAUGUCCAGACCUAGGCCCUUGGUCAGCCUGGAGCCCGUGCUCGGCCUCCUGUGGUGGGGGCACCAUGGAACGCCAUCGGAGCUGUGAGGAACAUCCUUCGGGGGCACCGUGUCAAGCCCAGGUCACAGAACAGCAGCAGGAGUGUAACCUGCAGCCCUGCCCUGAGUGUCCCCCUGGCCAGGUGCUCAGUGCCUGUGCCACCGUGUGCCCGAGUCUCUGCUCACACCUGCAGCCGGGCACUGCCUGUGAGCGGGGACCCUGCCAGCUUGGCUGUGGCUGCCCGGGGGCACAGCUGCUGCUCAAUGGCACCUGUGUGCCCCCCGAAGCCUGCCCCUGCACCCAGCUUUCUCUGCCCUGGGGCCUCACUCUCCCUCCCCAAGAUCAGGCCCAGGAGCUGCCAGCAGGGACUGUGCUCACCCAGAACUGCACGCGCUGCAUCUGCCAAGCUGGAGCCUUCAGCUGCUCCCCCACGGACUGUCAGGAGUGCCCCCCUGGGGAAAUGUGGCAGCAGGUGGCCCCCGGCGGUCUGGGGCCCUGUGAGCGGACUUGCGUGGAGAUAAACGCCACCGAGGCGCAGAGCAACUGCAGUGGCUCACCCGUCUCGGCCUGUGUGUGUCGACAAGGGUACUUCCGCAGCCGGGCAGGCCCCUGCGUCCCUGCAGACCACUGCGAGUGCUGGCACCACGGGCACGCCCAUCUGCCUGGAUCUGAAUGGGAGGAAGCCUGUGAGCGCUGCCGUUGCCUUGGUGGGAAGAGUAUCUGCAGCCAGCACUGUCCCCUCCUGGCCUGUGCUCAGGAGGAAGCGCUGGUCCAGGAGCCUGGGCGCUGUUGUCCCGCCUGUCACCGGAAGACCCUGGAGGAGCAGCUGGCCUCCUGCCGGCACCUCACAGAGCUUCGCAACCUCACCAAAGGACCCUGCCGCCUGGACCAGGUAGAAGUGAGCUACUGCAGUGGGCUCUGCCCAUCCAGCACCAACGUCAUGCCUGAGGAGCCGUACCUACACAGCCAGUGCGACUGCUGUAGCUACCGCCUGGACCCAGACAGCCCAGUGAGGAUCCUGAACCUGCGCUGUCCUGGCGGCCGCACAGAGCCAGUGGUGUUACCUGUCAUCCACAGCUGCCAGUGCAGUGCCUGCCAAGGAGGUGACUUCUCAAAGCACUGACAGGCUCUGCCAGUUGCAUCCACUGCUGUCCCUCAUGGGGCCAGAGGGCUUGUUAACGCUGAUCCCUUCUUCCACUUCCCAGUUGCCCACUUCCCAGCAGAUCCAUGCUCGGGCAGUAGCAUGCCCAAAUAA
Molecule: messenger RNA, 15432 nt
Organism: Dipodomys ordii (Ord's kangaroo rat)
Lineage: Eukaryota; Metazoa; Chordata; Mammalia; Rodentia; Heteromyidae
Gene: Sspo
Product: SCO-spondin
Cellular component (GO): extracellular matrix
Molecular function (GO): protein binding
Source: RefSeq, a predicted model, not a curated record